AUGAGCCUAAUAAAUUGCCUGAGAUUGACAAAAGAUGGAGAAGAAAAUGUGGGGUUGGAUGAGGUGCAGGAUAAGAGAAGGCCCAAUUUCAGAAUGUAUUUGAGGAAAGUGGAAAGAAGUUGGUCCGGUAACCUGAGGCCCGAUUUCAAGCCAAACUUUAGGAAAAUGAGAAGCCGGUCCAAUCUGGGGAUCCCCGCCAGGUUCAAGAAGAAAAGCCCACCAAAUUCUUUGCAUCGGAUCCAUAACAUAGGCCCAGGAUCAGGCCCAGAAUCGGGAUACGAUUCAGCACCAGUCACGCCAAGGCUGGUCAGGUGUAGCGGCAUGAGAAGGGAUUGGAGCUUUGAAAAUCUAAGGCGAGCACUCGAAGGCUGA
Striga asiatica is the source of this 372-nucleotide messenger RNA. The record is from the annotation of a GenBank genome assembly. Lineage: Eukaryota; Viridiplantae; Streptophyta; Magnoliopsida; Lamiales; Orobanchaceae.